AAUUUCAUUUUGAUCUUCCUUACCACGCCGUUUUCCCAAAGUCACAUCCAAACACACCCUAAUAGAAAGUCGUUUGUUUAGCUGGUGUCUGGACUUCGAAGAAUAUUCUUAUUUUCUUCUUCUCUCUCUCAAGUCUAAACCUUCGUCGUGAUCGCAGUUCACGUUCUCAGAGAACUCACUCUUCGAUCUUCUUGGAAAAUCCAUUUGUGUUCUUCUGGUUAGAUCUCCGGUAAUUGUUCAUAUGCAGUUAUAAUCGGAGCAUGAACUGUAAAUGGAAUCUGUUGCAGGUGUUUCUAUUGGAGAAUUGGAUUGAUUUAAGGGUUAAAAUUUAGCAAUGAAUUUUAUAAUUGGAGCUUUUAAGUCGGCAUGCAACAUUUCAGUUACAUUUUCAGAUGGAAGAUCUCGAAAGCAGGUUCCGUUGAAGAAGGAGAAUGGUCAAACAGUAAUGGUCCCACUCUUCCAAAGUAAAGAAAACAUUACUGGCACGAUUUCGAUUGAACCAGUUUCAGGGAAAAAAGUGGAGCACAACGGAAUUAAAAUUGAGCUUCUUGGCCAGAUAGAAAUGUACUUUGACAAAGGCAACUUCUACGAUUUCACUUCUCUUGUUCGUGAACUGGAUGUUCCUGGAGAAAUAUAUGAAAGGAAAACAUUUCCAUUUGAAUUUUCAACUGUGGAAAUGCCAUACGAGACAUACAAUGGGGUUAAUGUACGCCUUAGGUAUGUCCUAAAAGUCACGAUAAGUCGAGGUUAUGCCGGCAGCAUUACAGAAUAUCAAGACUUUGUGGUGAGGAAUUUUAGCCCUCUUCCACCAAUCAACAACAGCAUCAAGAUGGAAGUUGGAAUCGAAGACUGCCUUCAUAUUGAGUUUGAGUACAAUAAGAGCAAGUAUCAUCUGAAAGAUGUCAUACUAGGGAAAAUAUAUUUUCUUCUUGUAAGAAUCAAGAUUAAAAAUAUGGAUCUCGAAAUUAGGCGCAGAGAGUCAACUGGGUCAGGGGCCAACACCCAUGUCGAGACAGAGACACUUGCAAAGUUUGAACUGAUGGAUGGUGCUCCAGUCCGAGGUGAAUCGAUUCCAAUUAGAUUGUUCCUGAGCCCAUAUGAGAUGACUCCAACAUACAGAAACAUAAACAACAAAUUUAGUGUGAAAUACUACUUAAACCUUGUACUUGUUGAUGAAGAGGAUCGUCGAUAUUUCAAGCAACAGGAGAUCACAAUUUAUCGGCUUGUGGAGGCAUCCUAAUUUAACUUAUGUAAGUAUCAAAGAACAUUUUUGUUGUGAGAUUCAGACGUUUUUGGACAAGAACAUUUUUUUCUUUUACUGCUCUUAUUACGCCUGUGGGACCCAUCUUUGAUAUAUAACGUUCAGAAUUGUACAGAGGAAGAAUUGUGUAUAUGGGCUCUGUUCUUGAGAUUACUAACUGAUAUUCUGGCAGGAUUUUUAUGGAUACUUUAGUCAGAGAUGGAUUCUUGCUGCUCUGGUUCGAUUCCUUUUCCGAUCUUUAAAGAUGUUUUUCUCCCUUUUGUUUUUGAUUUGACAUCCGCAAAGUCUUAAUGGGGUGAUAUAUAUAUGGAGUAACAAAUCUCUUGGUGAAAUUGAAACAUUGUGGCCAUUUGGUCUGAUGAAUUUGUCAUCGAACUAACUACUAUCAUCGAUACACAAUAACAUCUAAAAACAAUCCUAUUUAGGAACAACAAUGAUCUCAUCCAAAAACA
Messenger RNA from Erythranthe guttata (spotted monkey flower), 1713 nucleotides. The record is from RefSeq and is a predicted model, not a curated record. Lineage: Eukaryota; Viridiplantae; Streptophyta; Magnoliopsida; Lamiales; Phrymaceae.